AUGUCUGAGCCACAUCAGGGCAGAGUGGAAGAGAACAAGGACGAUGCUGUGAACCUACAAAUACAAAAUACAGAAAUGGACGUUGAGAACACUCAGGAGCAGGAGAGUCAAGUUGAAUCUGACAGUGUAGUCAAGGCUGACAAGGACGAGGGAUCAAAGGAAAUUGGAGCAGAUGUAGUUGAGACCAAGAUUAAUGCAGACGAUAAUUCGGAAAAAGUCAAUAAUGAAGAUUCUCAACCUCAGAAAGUACGAGAGAAGCCAUCACCUCUAACUCUACCUACCGACCUUCUAAAUCCACAUGAAGCGGACUCUCUCCACCCUCCAGACUCACCUACAACCUCACUCAUAACCUCUCUUCGUACCCAAUUGUCUUUGCUGUCGGACCAAUCGAUCCAACUGAACCAAAAGCUCAUAUCGUCCAUAGGUAAAUCGGCAGAUCUGGAAGAUGAGCUACACGAGCUUCAGGCUCAACAUCGAUCGUUGACGGACCAUGCGGGUGAAUUGGAGAAGGAAAAGAAUAAAUGGGAAGAAUCGAUGAAUACUGGAUUACUCGUUGAGCGAUCACAGAUCAAAGAUGAGAUGCAGAAGUUGGCUCAGGGCCUCGUGGAAGAAGAAAGAAGGAGAGGAACAGCCGAGGAAAAGAGAAGAGAGGUGGAGAAUGAGGUGGAUGAUUUGACGGCAAAGUUGUUCGAUCAGGCAAACGCUAUGGUAGCUACUGAACGUAUGUCACGAGCUGAAGCUGAAGCACGAUUGAAAUCGACAGAAGAGAAUCUAGCUGCUGCUGAAGCUGCCGUUCGAGACAUGCAGCUACAUCUACAGUCCUUACCACCUUCUGCCGUCCAACCUUCAGCUAUAUCUCUCUCACCACAUACUACUGCCAACGAAGGAAUCUCAUCAAUAUCGAUAAGCAGGAAAUACCUCUCAUCACAUGUUCCUUAUUCUGAAUUUUUGAAUUUCAUCCAACAUCUCAGAACACUUCGACCUAUCAAGGAAACAUCCAAGAAUACUUUCCCACCACCACUCAUAACCAAUCUUCUCACUCAACCUUUCUUAGCUAGAACGAUCAUAGAAGAUAAUGAUCCUACGUUGAGGUUGGAUACAGCCCCUGAUCUAAGUUGGUUAUCACGUAGAAGCGUUUCUCAAGCCAUCAUAUCUGGUGAUCUCAUUGUCGAGCCGGUGUCGACAGCGACUCUGUUGGCAAGUACCAGUUCUUCAGUACAGGAUAUAAAUUGUAGUCUAUGUGGUAAAUUAAUAUUCAUCCACCAACAACAACCUCAAUCACCUGCUGGGACAUCCCAUUUCGGUCCACCACCUGUUCAUCCUCAACGUACUUCCAAUUCGACCACAUCGAGAUUCUCCCUUAAACCUUUCUUCGCUACUACAACCUCUUCUACUUCAGCUACAAAUCCAAACUCUACACCGAAUGUUCCGUCACCUAGUCAAUCACCUGUGUCUUCGCCUGCUAUAGGUCCAGGUGGAGCCAUCACUUCGGUAUACGUAUUUAGAAUCGCCAAACCCCAGUUGCAAUCUGGUGGUAGCAGUGGUGAUAAGGGAGAUUCAAAGUUAUAUCCCCUAUGUAGGACUGGGUGGUGUCUUGAAAGGAUGAGAGCUACUUGUGCUUUAUGGCAUUUCGUUAGAACAGGUGUGGUUCAUGUAAUAUGGCACGGUGAUGAUGGAACGGGUACUACAUCAACGAUGACGACAAUAACGGAGAAUCAUCAGCAAGUAGGAGUGGAAAGUGCGAAACCGGCUGAGCAAGAUGAUGCCGCCUCUGAACAACCAUCAAUAUCAAAUGGAAGUGGAGAAGAACAGACACAACAACGGCCUCCGCCACUUCCUCAACGUAAGAAAUCAUCUUGGGCGUUAGGAUUCAAGUUAUCUGAUAAGUCCACAGGAGGCUGGACCAGGGGAUGGAAGUCUUCUGGUGGCACCGCUAAUAGUCCACCGGAUUCGCCCGGUGCCGGUAAUGGUGAGGAAACCCGCCGGGAUUCGGUGGGGUCUUUAGGAGCGGAGAGAGAUGAGAAUGGAAGGGUGCAGACGGCUGGUGGGUUAGGAUUAGGUGAGGCAUUGAACAUUGAUAAAAAGGAAACAGAAAGGGAAAAGGAAGUUCCUGUCAUACAAGAACCAUUAUCAUUUUCUGCUGAGAAUGAGAAGGAUCAGUCGACUGGAAUUGAGAGUAGACAAGAUGAAGUAUCAGCCAAGUUGGAUAAAGAUCAAGAAGGAGAAGUAGAUGAAGAGGGAGAAAGAGGAUCAAGUAUACAGGCUCCACCAUUAUCAAGAGCGACGUCGAAUAUAUCUUCUAUCAACACUUCUGAAACUGGAUUUCACACUCCUAAAGGUGGUCAAGCGGACUUACCUUCAGAAGAUGGUCACGAUUCUCCUUCUCCUUCCGAAGAAGUGAAAAGAGACGAACAAAGCACACCUCAUCCACCAUCGCGCGUGGAUACUGAAACAAAGGUAGAGAAAGUGAUUGAAUUGGCAUCUCCCGCCUCUGAUACUGAAAGUCCAACUAAAACAUCUGCUGCCGGUGUUCCUCCUCCUAUACCUCGACGAGCGGCAGGUAGGAAUAGAUUAUCUCAACUUAGUGGAGGCACGUCUACGCCUGUGACUAGCGAGCCGCCUACUCCGGUGAAGGAUAAAGAAAACAACAAAAGGCAAGAUGAGGAUGAGGAUGAGGACGAGUUGAGUAUCUUGAAAGAGUUGAGGGAUGAAUUGGAGCAGAGGAAGAGCGAGGAUGUGAGCAGGGAUGAGAAAAAUGAAGUUAUAUAUAAUGGAAACGGAGAUGAACAGCAGAAUAACAAUACAGAGAUUAGAGAUCUCCAGGACGUCAAGGAUAAAGAUGGAGACCAGAAGGAGGAAGAAGAAGAAGAAGAAGAAGAACCUCCAUUUACACCUGUGAACCUGGAUGAGAAAUUCCCAUUAUCACCAUUACAACAACAAACUUUCCCUUCUUCUUCGUCUUCUUCUACAAGUAGACCUAAUUCGCAAAUUGCUGCGACAGCACCACCACCACCACUACCACCUCGACAUCCCAAGACACCCGUGUUGCAAUUAUCCAACUCGACUGGCACAGAAGGUGAAAAAAGAUAUUUCAGUAUUGGUGAUAAAGGAGAUCAUAGUUGGGAAGGUAAGACUUGGGAAAAGAUCGUUAAAUUAAAGGAAGAAAUGUGGAAAUCUAGAAUAGGAGUUUUAGAUGAGUGA
This is a messenger RNA of Kwoniella mangroviensis CBS 8507, 3201 nucleotides long. RefSeq lists its product as uncharacterized. Lineage: Eukaryota; Fungi; Basidiomycota; Tremellomycetes; Tremellales; Cryptococcaceae. The record is from RefSeq and is a predicted model, not a curated record. Gene Ontology annotation, biological process: exocytosis. The transcript is spliced from 3 exons. Bases 1 to 3201 code for a protein of 1066 amino acids. Gene Ontology annotation, cellular component: cell tip; Golgi to plasma membrane transport vesicle. Gene Ontology annotation, molecular function: guanyl-nucleotide exchange factor activity.